UAACGCCGCCGUCGACCCCCGCACGCUGCCGUCCUCCGCGCCGGCCCUCCUCCCUGCAUUGGCCGCCCUCGCCCGCGCCGGCCCUCCUCCCCGCCGGCUGCCCAGCUCCCCCACGUCGGCCUCCUCCUCCGCCCACCGCCCCGGCCCCCGCACCGGCUCUCCUCCAGCGCUGGCCCUCCUCCACCGAGAGGUUAUUCGAAUAAUUAACGCCGCCGUCGACCCCCGCACGCUGCCGUCCUCCGCGCCGGCCCUCCUCCCUGCAUUGGCCGCCCUCGCCCGCGCCGGCCCUCCUCCCCGCCGGCUGCCCAGCUCCCCCACGUCGGCCUCCUCCUCCGCCCACCGCCCCGGCCCCCGCACCGGCUCUCCUCCAGCGCUGGCCCUCCUCCACCGAGAGGUUAUUCGAAUAAUGUAG
Messenger RNA from Aegilops tauschii subsp. strangulata, 412 nucleotides. The record is from RefSeq and is a predicted model, not a curated record. NCBI's taxonomy places the organism in Eukaryota, Viridiplantae, Streptophyta, Magnoliopsida, Poales, Poaceae.